Entrophospora candida is the source of this 1332-nucleotide messenger RNA. Lineage: Eukaryota; Fungi; Glomeromycota; Glomeromycetes; Entrophosporales; Entrophosporaceae. The record is from the annotation of a GenBank genome assembly.
AUGUCUCUUGUUGCGGAUUAUAGUUCAGAUGUUUAUAGUAGUGGAGAAGAAGAGGAAAAAACGACCACAACAAGUAAAAACGAACUUUCUUCAUUACUUCCACCACCAAAAAAAAAGAAAGAUGGUCCUGUAAAAAUAGUGAUUGAUUUACCUUCUUUCACCAAAGACGAAGAAAGUGAAGAAGACGAAAAAAAAACUAUAAAAAAUAAUGGCAGGGGUGGUAGUGAUCUACUUUCUUUAUUACCUGCACCAAAAAAUUUAAUUAAAGAUAAAGCAUCAAAUAAGCCAAAUCUUGCCAGUGUAAAACUUAAUGUCUCAUCAACAAUUGAAAAUUCUAAUAUAUUAAAAACUGAUUCUUCUACUACUACUUUCUCUCCUUCUUCCCAUCUUAAUCCAAAAUCGUUAUCAAAUGAAUUUUUGUCUAAUGAACAUUAUAGUUAUAAUAAUUGGGAAGGAAGUAGCACUAGUGGCAGAAGAGGAAAAGAAGGCCCGAUCAAAAUCAAAGAAAUCAAUGCAGCAGACCAAAUGGCAGAUGCAUGGCAAACACAAAUGGCAGAUAUAACAAAACCUUCAAAAGGAACUGGAAGUGGCCACUCAAAUUUGAAGCCAAGUAAGGUACAAAAAAGAAAACACAAUUUAAUGUAUUUGGCAUAUCAAGCAACUUCAAUGGAAAAUGAUUUAAAGGAACAAUUUGCAACUAAUAAAAAAACAAAGAGGGAAACUCAAGCAAAAUACGGUAAUAAUAUUGACUAUGUGAUAAAUAAUAUUGCUGGAACUCGUGAUGCCGAUACUUUUCAUGAUUUGACUUCUAUUCCACUUUCCACUAUAUACAAAUACAUCAAAAAUCUCAAAGAUGAUAUUCCUUUGGACCCUCUAUCCCGAUCUGGCAGGCCAAAGAAAUUUUCUCCUAAACAACGUCGUCAUCUCGGUCAACUCAUCUCAGCAAAUAAAUUCUCUACAAGCACUGAACUCACAAAUAUUUUAAAUGCUCAUCAUCCUGAUCUAAAUGUCAGUAAUCGGACAGUGCUCAAUGAGCUUCAUAACAUGCAAUAUCGCAGUAUAGUUGCAAAAUCUAUCCCUCUUCUUACAGCCAGUCACAAACAAAAUCGAGUAACAUUUGCCGUAAAAUACAAGAAACAAAACUGGAACAAGGUUAUUUUUUCUGAUGAAACUACGUUCCGAAAUACUCAAGAGGUGUUUUAUAAGGUCGGCACACAGCCUCCAAGUAAAGCUAUGGUAAAACACCCAUAUAAAAUUCAUGCAUGGGGUGCCUUUUCAGUAAAAGGAUUGGAGGAUGCAAUUGCAAGUAAUGGUAAUAAGAUAAACUAUUGA